AUGUUCUCUAUGCCUGUUAUAUGUGUAUAUCGUGUCUUUUUCCCCCCAAUUGUUUCAUGCUUAGAGCGAGUGCCUACAAAUUUAACACUUGCAACUGGAGGAUUUCCGGACGUCAGUAAUUAGUGAGUGGGUGUGUUUACCGAGUCCUCCAGCAAGCGACGGCGCCAUGGGCGGGUUGCUGAGCAAAGAGCCGCCGGACCUGGACAGUAUGUUCAACAAAUUCGAGAAGACCGACUCGAAGUCCCUGCUGAAGAAGCACCUGACGAGGCAGCUGUUCGAGCUGCUGAAGACGCGGAGGACGGGCCUCGGGGCGACCCUGCUGGACGUGGCGCGCUCGGGACUGAUGAACCCCGACUCGGUGGUCGGCGUCUACGUCGCCGACGCGGAGUCGCUGACGGUGUUCGCCGAGCUGUUCGACCCGAUCAUCGGGGACUACCACCAGGGCUUCUCGAGCAGGAGCGUGCACCCGGCCAAGAGCUGGGGCAACCUGAACGCCAUCGGGGACCUGGACCCCGAGGGGAAGUACGUGGUGUCGACGAGGGUGCGCGUGGGCCGGUCCGUCGACGGCUUCCCGCUGAACCCGCGCAUGACGGCGCAGGACUACCUGGACGUGGAGGGCCAGGUGGCGGUCACCCUGAGCACGCUGGAGGGCGAGCUCCAGGGCGAGUACAUGUCGCUGUCGACCAUCGGCAAGGCGCGGCGGAAAGAGCUCGUCAACAGGCACUUGCGCUUCAAGGAGGGCGACAGGUUCCAGGCAGCCGCGAACGCCUGCCGGUUCUGGCCGCGCGGCAGGGGCAUCUUCCUCAACUCCGACUGCACGUUCCUGGUGUGGUGCAACGAGGAGGACCACCUCCGCAUCAUAUCCAUGCAGCCGGGAGGCGACUUGGGGCAGGUGUACCGCCGCCUGGCGGCCGCCGUGGACACCAUCGGGGGCUCGCUGGGGUUCGCGCGCCACCCGCGCCUCGGCUACGUCACGUUCUGCCCCACGAACCUGGGCACGGGGCUGCGCGCGUCCGUGCACGUGAGGCUGCCCAGACUGGCGGCCGACCGCGCGCGGCUCGAGCAGGUGGCGACCGAACACGACCUGCAGGUGCGCGGGACCCGCGGCGAGCACACCAAGGCGGAGGGCGGCGUCUACGACGUGUCCAACAAGCGGCGGCUCGGCGUCACCGAGUUCCAGGCCGUCGAGGUCGUGCAGAAGGGCGUACUGGCGCUCGUCAGCGCCGAGAGGGCCUUGGAAGGGUAGGGCGGACUGCCCCCUCCUUCCCUCCCUUACCCCAGCACCCCCUACCACCCGUCGUCCCUCGUCGACAUCAACUCAACGUGCAAGAAUCACCCAGAACACGCGGAAACGACCGCCGCAGUGUACGGUGUCUCGUCGAAUGAACAAAAAGCCCUUCGUUCGGCAAAUUACCUUCAGUUGCUGGCUCUUACGUUAAAGCCCCGCUAUCAACGCCGAUAUGCUUAAUGUUUAAGUUGACCGAAAUGCACGAAAUCAGAAAAAAAAAAUUUUUUUUAAAUAAAUAUUUUUUUUCAACAAGUGUUUUUUUUUUUUUUUUUACUAAUUUUCUUCGACAAACAAACACACAAAACUCAAAUAAUUAAUAAUCCCAGUAAUCGUGCUACGAUGUGAACUUGUAGGGAAAAUGUACCUAUUAAUAAAAAAAAUUAUUGUAUUCAUUGUAAAAUUCA
Bacillus rossius redtenbacheri is the source of this 1692-nucleotide messenger RNA. RefSeq names its product arginine kinase-like. The transcript is spliced from 3 exons. Gene Ontology annotation, molecular function: creatine kinase activity. The coding region runs from base 167 to 1246 and encodes 359 amino acids. NCBI's taxonomy places the organism in Eukaryota, Metazoa, Arthropoda, Insecta, Phasmatodea, Bacillidae. Gene Ontology annotation, biological process: phosphocreatine biosynthetic process. The record is from RefSeq and is a predicted model, not a curated record.